GCGCCAGGGCCGAUGUCAACUAUCGAUGUGAUGAGUGCCGACACGCGUGCGAGCGCCAGGAAUACUUCGAUUCACAUCACGCCCGAGACGACCGGGCGUAGCGUUGGCCCGUUGGCUGUUGGCUGUUGGCUGGUAGGUACCAUGCUACAUCUAUCUCCUUCAAACGCCCAGAGAACUGCUACCCACGAGCCUCUGCGCAUCUCGACGCCGCCCGCCUUUCUCGACGACGCAGCUCGCGACACCGAACCGUCAAGCGUGCCUACCAAACGAGGCAGUGUGAGGCCUGCAGGCAGAUGCUUCUCGUGUGACUUGGACAAGGCCUUAGCCAUAUCCGCCGCCGACAUCGAUCGAUUCAGAGAUGGCGCUUCAACCGCUCUCCGUUGGAGAUAUCUUGAUGCUAAGUCAGACCGCUUGGAAGAUUGGUAGAGCUUUCACACAUCGCAAGAAGAGUGCGCCAUCUGAGUUCACCGGGGUCGAGCGAGAAGCAAAUGGACUGAGUGAGGCCCUCAAGCUGCUUGCCGAAGCUCUGCACGAAGAUGGGAGCAUCUUAUACCAUGCCAACGACCCUACGAAAUCUGCCGUCAACACCAUUCUCGGCAGCGCUCACAAAACGCUUGACGACCUCGAAGGCUUCGUCGAUCGAUAUCAGGUCAUCAGGAAGAAGGAGACGGGAGACGGCUUCGUAGUAGAGCGAAGUUGGAGCGAAGUGGUUCUGGCCAACUAUCGAACAUUCAAAUGGACGACAGAAGGAGGAGAUAUCGCCGACUUGCGGAAUAUGCUCGCAAUGCACACCAAUUCAAUCAAUUUGACCAUGCAAGCGUUGCAGUCUCGCUCAUUGUCGAGAUUGGAGAGGACAGUCAUGCCAAUGUCGGAGAACAUCGCGAGCAUUCACGAUCGGGUCAAUGGCGACCUUGGCGUGAAGAUUAACGACCUGCACCAGAUCAUCAUGGGUAUCGCUAAUGGCACUCCUUCAUUGAUCGCUAGAGACAGGCAGAUCGGGUCAGGAAGUGUCAGGGACAGCUCAAGCACAGUAUCGACACUCGAAAAGUCGCUAAUGCUGCCGGAGCAGGACCAGAAAUUGUUGGAGCCACCUCCACGAUCAUCGAGCUUUAUGCCCCCACGCCAGAAAUCCUACCCGCGUGGAUCCGGAAAUGCGACGAAGGUUGCCGCUUACACGACGGGAACUGCCAGUGUGAGGUCAGACGGAGAGGAUUCAGCUUCCUAUAGUGCAGAAUAUCCACAACAUGGUCAUGCUGAACAUCAGCGGCGUGCCAUGGACUGGGGCUUUGAGACCGGCUCGCCGAUGGUGGCGCGAGGCAGUAUCGCUGAUGACAACGAUGCACAGUUCGGAGCGUCACCGAACGACAGCGCGUAUGGUUCGUUGUCUCGCAAAAGAUCGCGAUCCGUAGGCACGAACGAAGGUCCGAAGUUUGAAAAGCAACUGUUUCGCAACGCUGCCAUCCUGUGCGACGUCCGGGGCAAGCUUGUGGAGUAUGCUCACUUCAACUCCGAGCAGCCUGAUCCACGGUAUCAGGUAGAGAUGCUGGAGGCAUGUAAAGAGGCCAGAGUAGUCGUGAUCCGAAAACGAGAGAACCGAGAGCACGGCGGCACGAAGGUCGUCACAUCAAUCUGGUGUAUAUCGGAUGACGGCGAGGUACGACUUCAGCAGAAGCUGUCAGAGACUGGGGAGACAGUCCCAUACUGCUCCUACUUCGAAUCAGAAAAGGUCUCUCUGCAACCAGACGAUCCGAAAGAGGACAUUGCGCUCAAGUUCCACUCCGAAGAAUGGGGACAUAUGCUGAAAGAGGAGAAGAAGACGAAUUGGGUCAAUUACUACUUUGUGUCUGAGAAGGAUGCCGUUGCGUUCCAGUCUGCCAUUUACGGGCGCAUGCUGAUGGGAAGCUAUCUUCGCCAACAUCGAAUGCUCCGACUUUGGGAAGAUGAUGGCGUGUCCACUCCAGGCGCUGCGGGCGGUGUCCUGGCGCUAAUGCAUAUCAGCUCGAACUUCGGAGAAGGCUGGGCGAGAUGGUGGAUGAAUAAUAGCAAGCAGCAGGUGAAGAUCAAAGAGGACGGAGCAAAGUAUGCCAAAGUCAAGGGUCUUGAUGUGAAAGUCGUGAAGCCCGGCACGACUGCGGCCCAGAUCGAGCGCACAAGAGUAGCGUCAUUCGCCGGUGAAGAGGUCGCCAAGAUCCAGGCUGCGACCAAAAAGAGUUCAACACUAAAGCAGGUUGGAGGCAUCAGGAUCGAAUUCAAGUCCGAAGAGGAGCGUAAUGCAUUCGUGAGCAUGGCGAAGAAAUGCCAGGAGAAUCUCAUACCAUUACCUGAACUAUGAUGAUGAUGAGGAGGAGGAUGACUUAAUGAUAUGUUUCCACCACAUGAUACCAUUUCGCGAAGGACUCAGGACGCGACACUACAGCGCGCUCAUAUGACACGAGACAGUAGAAGAAGGGAAACUGUACAAAAC
Pseudocercospora fijiensis CIRAD86 is the source of this 2464-nucleotide messenger RNA. RefSeq lists its product as uncharacterized. The transcript has 3 exons. Bases 359 to 2332 code for a protein of 657 amino acids. Lineage: Eukaryota; Fungi; Ascomycota; Dothideomycetes; Mycosphaerellales; Mycosphaerellaceae. The record is from RefSeq and is a predicted model, not a curated record.